CCUCACCCCCCCCCCGAAACUACAAUUACAACACUUACAACACUACACCACUACAAACCUCAUUUACAUACACCACACCCCCAAAAUGCCACGCAAAACCACUCAAACCAAAUCCAGAACCACUCAACAAACCUCACAACAUCAAGACCCCCUAAAAAGGAACCCUCACAUACGCACAACCCCAACCCAUAUAUUCUUCCACUCAGGCCCCCUCUCAAACUGGCACCCCAGCACGCCCCCCUUUCCAGGCGACGGAGCCCUAACCCUCUGUCUCCCGGGCCUCGACGCCCUGGGCAUCCCGCACCCUUCCCCAAAUGCCGCCGUAACGCGCCUAAUCCGGUCAUGGUCAUUCACCUGCGGUGAACAAUGGAUGAUGGCGAUGAAGGGGUGGUUAUUUGAGGAGAUCCCGGGGUUUGAUUCGGGGGUCGAUAUCUCGGAUGAAGAGUUUGAGGCUGUGAGGGCUAUGGCUUUGAGUGUCUCUGAGCCGCUGCCGGAGGAGUCCUCGUGGAAGGAGAGGGCGAUUUGGGAGUCGACGGUUGCAAGUGUGAUGCGGACGAGACAGCCGAGAGUGCAGAAGGCGUUGGGGCGCAGGGCUGAGGGGUUUCGGGAGGAUGUUUGGGAGUUUGCGAGUGAGGUUAUUGUGGCUGCUGGGUGUGUGGCUAGGGCGGAGGUGGAUGGGGCGUUGAGGGAUGUGUAUCUUGCUAGUGGAGGACGGAAAUUUGUGGAGGGGAGUGUCAAGGAUCGUAUUUGGGGGGUUGGGCUGAGGUGGGAUUCGGUCGAGAUUGAGGAUGAGGGUAAUUGGAAGGGGAAGAAUCGGUUGGGGAGGUGUCAUGAUGAGGCGGCGAGGAUUGUGAGGUUGGGUGGGUAG
Aspergillus caelatus is the source of this 868-nucleotide messenger RNA. RefSeq names its product NADAR family protein. Bases 86 to 868 code for a protein of 260 amino acids. Lineage: Eukaryota; Fungi; Ascomycota; Eurotiomycetes; Eurotiales; Aspergillaceae. The transcript has a single exon. The record is from RefSeq and is a predicted model, not a curated record.